CAAAAAUAAAACACAAAACAUUACACACUGUCUUCCCCUUUUUAUCCCCAACAAAAGCAUCCUUGUUUGUUCUUCUGUAAUACCGCUUCUAUUGUUCCCUCCUUUCACAAGGAAGGGCGUAGAAGAAUCCAACAUUACAGUUCUAUAACCGUAAAAGAAAACCUUUAAAUCUCAUCAUCAAUCAAACACAAAAAGAAGCUAAAUGGGUAUCAAGUUCCUGUUGAUCCUUUGCCUCUUGACCCUGGUUGUAGUCGCUGAAUCAGUCAAUGUCACGUGGUCCCUGACAAAAUCUUGUGUCAAUGGACAAGGUUGCAUUGGAGACGAUGAUGGGCUUGAGUCCUUGAUGGAUUCUGAGACUAACCGGCGGCAACUAGCCGCAAGGCGAAGGUACAUCAGUUACGGUGCACUCAAGAAGAACAAUGUGCCAUGUAGCCGUCGUGGCCGGUCUUACUACGAUUGCACGAAGAGGAAAAGGGCUAACCCUUACAGGCGUGGGUGCAGUAUCAUCACGCAUUGCUACAGGCUAACUUCUUAAUCUGAAUGAGCACAUACAAACAGUGUGAGUAACGAAGCGAGAGUGCAAAGAAUGCGUUAAAAAAAAAGAAAAAAAAAUCACAUGUUUCCUCUACGUACGAUUCUUAACUUUGUUUUUCUUGAUAUUUCCCGUUUUUCUCUCAGUGAUCUUUAAUCCUUUUAUUUAUGAUCAUGAUGCAUAUACGCGUUUAUCUGUUGGUA
Molecule: messenger RNA, 735 nt
Organism: Brassica oleracea var. oleracea
Lineage: Eukaryota; Viridiplantae; Streptophyta; Magnoliopsida; Brassicales; Brassicaceae
Product: protein RALF-like 19
Exons: 1
Coding region: 203-535 (110 amino acids)
Source: RefSeq, a predicted model, not a curated record